This is a messenger RNA of Mesorhabditis belari, 1107 nucleotides long. The record is from the annotation of a GenBank genome assembly. NCBI's taxonomy places the organism in Eukaryota, Metazoa, Nematoda, Chromadorea, Rhabditida, Rhabditidae.
AUGCUUGUGGAUUGGGUACUUGUUGGCGGUUGCGUCCGUCGAUGGGACAAUUGUGAUUUUCGAUGCUCGAAAAUGCUUAAUGUGAAUUCGACGCUAAGGUCCAGAUUGAAGCCACAAUGCUUCACCAUUGCCUCGAGUUUUGCAACAAGCUCAACACGCGAUUACUACAUGGUGCUUGGAGUCUCUCCGACAGCCACACAACGUGAAAUCAAAAGCGCUUACUACAGCUUGUCCAAAAAAUAUCAUCCUGACGUUGGAGGAGGGACGGCAACUGAGGCGAAAUUUGUGGAAAUCAACGAAGCUUAUGAGAUUUUAAGAGAUCCCAAUAGACGCAGAACUUAUGAUAACAUUCGGACAGGCGCCAGAGGACCUAGAUAUACUGGUGACAAUGGUUAUAGUGGGGAUCCGUUUCAGGAAUUUUAUCGUCGUGCCACUCAAGGAGAAUGGCAAUACACGUCACAAGGGGGCCGAAGUGGUCGUCGAUACACACAGGCAGAAUAUGAAAGAAUAUGGGAAGAAUUUCGACGACAAGCACACGCCAAUGAACAUCGAUCUGGAGAGUGGGGAUCCGCGCAGCAACGAAUAUGGGAAGAAUUGGCAAAGAAACGAGCUGAUAGAUGGAGAGAAUUUUCUAACAGAUAUCCCAAUGGACCUCCUGGUGGCUUUCAAUGGCAAUGGAGCUGGGGACCUGAUAGCAACGAAAAUCAACAAGCCCGACAUGAGAAAGCAAUUGAACGAAGGGAGUUCAUUCGAAAACUCGUUCUUGCCUACACGGUAGUCUUCGCGGUUGUGGUCUUCAUUCAAACGCUCAUGCACAUUGGAAAUGAUGGUCGGCAUCAGCACAACGGCAGAAAUAAACCAAAUGCUGAUGCGCAAGAGAAAGGAACCGUAUCGAGAAGUGUUCACGAUCAAAUUGAGCAGAUGAUGAGAGAAACGCCUGGAGCUCAAGCAGUAUGGCAACCGAACGCUUAUGGUGAACAAGGUGCUUAUCAAGUUGAUCCGUUGAGGCCAUCAUCGUCACCUUAUCCAUAUCCAUCCGAUCUGCAAACAAAUGAGGUCUCCGAUCGUCUUCCACAUGGCUUCCCGUCAUCUCAGCAAGCUUUUAAG